This is a messenger RNA of Sorex fumeus (smoky shrew), 3972 nucleotides long. It is a transcript of the gene DGKI, whose product is annotated as diacylglycerol kinase iota. The coding region runs from base 134 to 3277 and encodes 1047 amino acids. Gene Ontology annotation, biological process: intracellular signal transduction; regulation of synaptic transmission, glutamatergic; diacylglycerol metabolic process. Gene Ontology annotation, cellular component: nucleus. Lineage: Eukaryota; Metazoa; Chordata; Mammalia; Eulipotyphla; Soricidae. The record is from RefSeq and is a predicted model, not a curated record. Gene Ontology annotation, molecular function: protein binding; ATP-dependent diacylglycerol kinase activity. The transcript is spliced from 34 exons.
UUUGCCGCCCCUGCCAGCGGCGCGCGGACCUGCUCGCGCUCCCGCCGCGGCGGCCGCCGCCCGCGCCCUCCGCCCCGCCGGCCUCUGCAGCGCCGCCGCCUCGGCUCCGCUCGCGGCCGCCCGAGCGCUCGCCAUGAACCCCAGCUCCCCGGCGGGCGACGAGAAGGGGGCGACGGGCGGCGGCGGCGGCGGUGGGAGCUGCUGCCUGGGCGCCGAGGGCGGCGCGGAGCCGCGGGGCGCGGGGGCAGCGGCGGCGGCGGCGGCGGCGGCGGGGGGCGCAGCUGCCCUGGAGGAGCCCGGGGCCGCGGGCCCCAAGGAGAAGGACGAGGCGCUGGAGGAGAAGCUGCGGAACUUAACUUUCCGGAAGCAGGUCUCUUACAGGAAAGCAAUAUCCCGGGCAGGACUGCAGCACCUGGCUCCGGCACACCCCCUCAGCCUUCCUGUGGCCAACGGUCCAGCCAAGGAGCCCAGAGCCACUCUGGACUGGAGCGAGAAUGCAGUGAACGGAGAACACCUGUGGCUGGAGACCAACGUCUCGGGAGACCUGUGCUACCUGGGAGAGGAGAACUGCCAAGUCCGAUUUGCUAAAUCCGCUCUCCGGAGGAAGUGCGCGGUCUGUAAAAUCGUCGUCCACACCGCCUGCAUUGAACAGCUGGAAAAGAUUAAUUUCAGAUGUAAACCAACAUUUCGAGAAGGGGGCUCAAGAUCACCAAGAGAAAACUUUGUGCGUCAUCACUGGGUGCACAGGCGUCGGCAGGACGGAAAAUGUAAGCAGUGUGGUAAGGGCUUCCAGCAGAAAUUCUCCUUCCACAGUAAAGAGAUUGUGGCUAUCAGCUGCUCCUGGUGCAAGCAGGCGUUUCACAAUAAGGUGACCUGCUUCAUGCUGCAUCACAUCGAGGAACCCUGCUCCCUGGGGGCUCAUGCUGCUGUCAUCGUCCCGCCCACCUGGAUCAUUAAGGUGAAGAAACCUCAGGUGAUCUCCAUACCAGGAGAUGAACUUGAACUUGGUUGGGCGGGAGACGAACCUGGUUGGGCGGGACACUGGAGCCCCUCAGAGAAUUUGGGAUUCUUCCAUUUUUACUGGGAGGGUUGGCAGAAUUCCCUGAAGGCUUCAAACCGGAAGAAGAAGAGAACAAGCUUUAAAAGAAGAGCCAGUAAAAGAGGAACCGAACAGGAGAACAAAGGCCGUCCUUUUGUGAUAAAGCCCAUUUCUUCUCCUCUGAUGAAACCUUUGCUCGUGUUUGUGAACCCCAAGAGUGGAGGCAACCAGGGAACCAAAGUCCUGCAGAUGUUCAUGUGGUACCUGAACCCACGGCAAGUCUUCGAUCUUUCUCAGGAAGGGCCCAAAGAUGCGCUUGAGUUGUACAGGAAAGUACCAAAUCUGCGAAUUCUGGCCUGUGGAGGGGAUGGAACGGUGGGGUGGAUCCUCUCUAUCCUGGAUGAACUGCAGCUGAGCCCUCAGCCUCCGGUUGGGGUCCUUCCUCUGGGAACUGGGAAUGACCUGGCUCGAACUCUCAACUGGGGAGGGGGCUACACAGAUGAACCUGUUUCUAAGAUCCUUUGCCAAGUAGAAGACGGGACAAUUGUACAGCUCGAUCGUUGGAACCUCCAUGUGGAAAGAAACCCUGACCUGCCUCCAGAAGAACUUGAAGAUGGCGUAUGUAAGCUCCCCCUGAAUGUUUUCAAUAAUUACUUCAGCCUUGGAUUUGAUGCCCACGUCACACUGGAGUUCCAUGAAUCCAGAGAAGCCAAUCCAGAGAAAUUCAACAGUCGUUUUAGAAAUAAAAUGUUCUAUGCAGGAGCAGCUUUUUCAGAUUUCCUACAGAGAAGCUCUAGAGAUCUAUCCAAACAUGUUAAAGUUGUUUGUGAUGGAACAGAUCUCACUCCAAAGAUUCAGGAAUUGAAGUUCCAGUGUAUAGUAUUUUUAAAUAUACCCAGAUAUUGUGCUGGCACAAUGCCCUGGGGGAACCCAGGAGAUCACCAUGAUUUUGAACCUCAGCGGCAUGACGAUGGUUACAUCGAAGUCAUUGGAUUCACCAUGGCCUCUUUGGCCGCCCUGCAAGUUGGGGGCCAUGGCGAAAGGCUGCACCAGUGCCGGGAGGUCAUGCUGCUAACGUACAAGUCCAUCCCCAUGCAGGUAGACGGGGAGCCCUGUCGGCUGGCCCCGGCCAUGAUCCGCAUCUCCCUGAGGAACCAGGCCAACAUGGUCCAGAAGAGCAAGAGGAGAACAUCCAUGCCUCUACUCAAUGACCCCCAAUCUGUCCCCGAUCGCCUGAGGAUCCGUGUGAACAAAAUCAGUUUACAAGACUACGAAGGAUUUCACUAUGAGAAAGAGAAACUCCGGGAAGCUUCCAUCCCUCUGGGUAUUCUAGUUGUACGUGGAGACUGUGAUUUGGAGACUUGCCGUAUGUACAUAGAUCGUCUACAAGAGGACCUGCAGUCAGUUUCUUCUGGCUCCCAGAGAGUUCAUUACCAGGAUCACGAAACCUCCUUUCCCAGGGCGCUCUCCGCUCAGAGGCUCUCCCCACGCUGGUGCUUUCUAGAUGCAACAUCUGCUGAUCGUUUUUAUCGAAUAGACAGAUCUCAGGAACAUUUGCAUUUUGUGAUGGAGAUUUCCCAGGAUGAGAUUUUCAUUUUGGACCCAGAUAUGGCGUUGUCUCAGCAGGCGGGAACACCCCCAGGAAUGCCAGAUCUGGUGGUGGAGCAAGCCUCGGGGAUGUCAGACUGGUGGAACCCUCCCCUGCGGAAGCACGUGCUGAGUGAUAGUGGGCUGGGAGUGCUAAGUCCGCAUUAUCAGGACUGUGAUAUGAGCGAUUUCAGCCACUCCCGUGUGCUACAGUCACCAGUGUCUUCAGAAGAUCAUGCAAUUUUGCAGGCAGUAAUAGCUGGUGAUCUUAUGAAGCUAAUAGAAAGCUAUAAGAAUGGAGGCAGCCUGCUAAUUCAGGGACCAGACCGCUGCUCACUCCUCCACUACGCAGCCCAAACUGGCAAUGGGGAGAUUGUGAAAUAUAUUCUUGACCACGGACCCUCUGAGUUAUUGGAUAUGGCAGACAGUGAAACGGGUGAGACUGCACUGCACAAGGCUGCCUGCCAGCGGAACCGGGCCGUGUGCCAGCUUCUGGUGGACGCAGGAGCAUCUCUGAGAAAGACCGACUCCAAGGGUAAGACACCUCAAGACAGAGCACAGCAGGCUGGGGACCCGGAUUUAGCUGCUUACCUAGAAAGUCGCCUAAACUAUAAGAUCAUUGGCCAUGAGGACCUGGAAACUGCUGUUUGACCCUGCUCGAAGGGUCAGGAGAACCUGAAUGAGCAUAUCACCCGUGCCCUCCCGGCGACUGGGCCACCUCCCUGGAAGAAGCUGAUGGAAUCCAUAUAUCUGUCUCUCUCCUGCAAGGAUCUCUCUGAGGCCAUACCACCAGUCUUUAAGGGCUACCAAGAUGUCCCAUGGAACCUGAUAGCCCACUGAGGAUGAGGCAGGGUACCUGGAGAUUUGUGGAGUGUAAGUUCCACAAAAUUCGAUCCUCAUUGCUUACAGCAAGUAGCAUGAACUUCUGUGUUCACCUGUAUAAUUUAUUUUAAAGAUUCAAAGGACAUUCGUAUAAAAGGCACUGCCCCCUCCGCCCUCUAUGCAUUCACCCUCUCCCUGUACCGCACAAUUCUACUGUAACUACCCAUCGAUUAAAAAAAAAAGAAAAAAAAGAUGGUAUGAUCACUUUACAUCCAGUCUUUGAAGACCUCAAGACUGUCUGAAGGUCUUUGCAAACCCUCCGAAUGUUCUGCAGAAAUAGAACUGUCAAACCGCUUCCAUUCCUGAGACUAAAUAUCCCAAGAGGACUUAGUGACUCUUUGCAUGUCCCCUCUCCACCCCAGUCCCUCUUCAUUCUGUAGGAGCUGGGAAGUGCCACAGGAAUCCUGCCAGUUUGUGAGCUCUGUCUCUGAGGUGCAGUGAAGUGGCUUGGGAGUUGUCUCUGC